This is a messenger RNA of Cadophora gregata, 2251 nucleotides long. It is a transcript of the gene HEK2, whose product is annotated as RNA binding protein, heterogenous nuclear RNP-K like protein. The record is from RefSeq and is a predicted model, not a curated record. Gene Ontology annotation, biological process: 3'-UTR-mediated mRNA stabilization. Bases 445 to 1551 code for a protein of 368 amino acids. The transcript is spliced from 2 exons. Lineage: Eukaryota; Fungi; Ascomycota; Leotiomycetes; Helotiales; Ploettnerulaceae. Gene Ontology annotation, molecular function: mRNA 3'-UTR AU-rich region binding. Gene Ontology annotation, cellular component: nucleus; cytoplasm.
CCUUUUCUCUCCACCACAAUCACAGUUGCGUAUCUGCACCGUCACCUCACCUCACCUCACCUCGCCCUACCCACCCUACCCUACCCUUCGCCCUUUCUCCCUUCCCCAUCCACCCCUACUCAUCACCUUUUGCUUCGCGACACUCAUAUCGCGACUUCUUCUUUCCGCAUCCGAUCUUCCCACCCCACUUCCUCAAACUCAACGCUCCCGCAAAACAUUCCGCGCACUCUACCAGAGACUCAAUACGGUAUGUUCUACUCUUCACGCGCCGCUUUCUUUCAGGAGAUACACCCAGAUACCUAAUAUUCACCGUUGGGUCUCAAAUUCACGCUUUGAUCAACUCGCUGACAUUGGAAAGGUCUUAAUUGAUCGUUUACAAUCAACGUCUCUUCCACAACAACACUCAUUGCUCACGCAAGCAACCCACAACUUCCCCAUCUCAACAUGUCUUCUCAAGACAAUGCGCCCAAUGGCGACGAGCUCGCUGAUGGCAUGAACAACCUCAACGUCAACGACGAGGGACGCCUCGGACCUGAUGGCGAGCCCCUCCCCAAGACCGAAGAAGAGUAUGCCGAGUCGCAACUCACGCUCCGUGCUAUUGUUUCUUCCAAGGAAGCUGGUGUAAUCAUUGGCAAGGGCGGCAAGAAUGUCGCGGAUCUCCGUGACGAGACUGGAGUCAAGGCUGGUGUUAGCAAGGUCGUCCAGGGUGUCCAUGAUCGUGUUUUGACGAUCGCUGGAGGAUGUGAGGCUAUUUCUAAGGCAUAUGCUAUUGUCGCAAAGGCUUUGUUGGAGGGCGCGCCGCAGAUGGGCAUGGGAGGUGUAGUUUCUACUACUGGUACCCACCCAAUCAAGCUGUUGAUUUCGCACAACCAGAUGGGUACGAUCAUCGGUCGCCAAGGUCUCAAGAUUAAGCAUAUCCAGGAUGUUUCCGGCGUUCGCAUGGUCGCACAAAAGGAAAUGCUUCCUCAAUCAACCGAGCGCAUCGUCGAGGUUCAAGGCAACCCUGAGGGCAUUCAAAAGGCUAUCUGGGAAAUCUGCAAGUGCUUGGUGGAUGAUUGGCAACGAGGGACUGGUACCGUGUUGUACAACCCGGUUGUCCGAACCCAACCAGGUGGAGGACCAAGCAUGGGACAAGGCGCUGGUAAUGGCCGUGACAACUACAGCAAUAACCGGGUCAUGCGCACCGGCAAUGGCAACGACUUUAGCGAGAGCGCUCCCCGAUCAUACAACAACCGCCGCUCCGAUUCCGAUGCUGCGCAACGUGGACCCCCUACCCAUGAUGAGAAUGGAGAGGAGCUUCAGACCCAGAACAUCAGCAUUCCUUCUGACAUGGUUGGUUGUAUCAUUGGCCGAGCUGGUAGCAAGAUCAGUGAGAUCCGCAAGACUUCCGGAGCUCGCAUCAGCAUCGCUAAGGCACCCCAUGACGACACUGGUGAGCGUAUGUUCACCAUUAUGGGGAGUGCUAAGGCAAACGAGACCGCUCUUUACUUGCUGUACGAGAACCUUGAGGCUGAGAAGAUGCGCCGAAGCCAAGGCAAUGCCCAGGAUUAGGAUGUGAAGAUUAUUUCGCUUUCUACACGUUUCAUUUCCAUGCGGACCAUAACUCUCGAUUCUUCCAGAUCUGACUUGCCGCAAGGCUGAUACUGCGAUGAAUCUUUGGACGUCUGCAGCGACUUUUUUUAAUGAACGAAUUCUCUUCUACCAAAAGCACUCAUGGCACUUCCUCGAUGUUUUCCUUCUCUUUUACGACAUGGACUUUUACGAAUUUACGGUCAUCAGCGGCACUUGAUUGGUGUGUACUUCAGGUAGCGCCUUUUUCUUCAACUGUCACUCCCCUCGAUACUCGAUUCAGACGAUUCGCCUUGACAUUCAACAACUCGAGACACCGACACACUGGCUCGACUUCUCUGUUAUUCCGACGUCCUCCCUCGAACGCACGAGAAUCGUCCUAAUCUCGUCAUUCAUGCGGCUAUGACCUUACUUCUCCUACAAGUCACGAAAUUACAUUGCCCCACUCCAUCAACACACUAUACCAGAACGCCUGGCCUGGACUACACAAGUCUCGACUCUUGACUCUAGAACUCGCUCCCUCACAUCAAGUCACAACACGUUCCGCAAAUCGAUCCUAUUCGCCUCACGUUUGCCUGGUCUUCGUGCGAUCAUAUCGACAUCUUGAUCUCUGAGGAGAAAGAUGGUGUACGCAGAUUUGUUCAUAGACUAGGCAAUAUGAGCAAUGAACAAGUCAAAAUAG